AUGCUUGCGACACUGAAAUCCAGCAACAAAUUCGACCAUGACGAAGAAACGGAUAUUUUGAUCGUUGGGUCAGGCGCAGCCGCCCUCACUGCAGCCCUCCGAGCACACGCCAAAGGCCUCCGGGCAACAAUAAUAGAGAAGCGCAAUACGGUUGGUGGUGCGAGUGCAAUAUCCGGAGGCGGCCUUUGGAUCCCCGUGAAUUCUGUGUCCAAAGCUGCUGGGAUUCAAGACAGUAAAGAAGCAGCUUUGAGAUACAUGGACCAGGUUGUUGGCGAUGUCGGCCCAGCCUCGUCCUCCGCCCGCCGACACGCGUACUUGGACAAUGGUCCAAAGAUGAUCGACUUUCUGCAAGAAAUAGGCUUCCAAUUUCGGUUCAGCAAGGGCUAUCCGGACUACUAUCCAAACGCAGAGGGCGGCAUGGGGGUUGGCGGAGGCCGAACGAUCGAGUCGAAACCAUUCAAUCUGAAAAAGCUCGGCAACUGGCAGAAAUGGCUUCCUACAAACAAAUCCCCGCCAAUCCAGACAAACGAUGCAGGUACUAUCACGCGGAUGACCUCUUCGCCCGGCGCGUUUCUUUACACUGCACGGAAAAUGAUCCCCCUCAUGAUAAGAGCCAUGGCAGGUCAGAAGCUUACAUCCAUGGGCCAUGGGCUAGUGGCACAGCUCUUAUAUCUCAACAAGUUACAGGGUACAGACAUCCGUCUUGAAACGGCUUUUGUUGAUCUCAUCAACGGGCCAAACGGUAGCAUCACUGGGGUCAGAGUCAAGACCAAGGACGAAAUAAGAACUAUCCGUGCCAAGCGUGGUGUGGUGCUCGCUGCAGGAGGUUUCGCCCAUAACUGGGAAAUGCGGGAAAAAUACCUUCCAUCGCCUUCAAAUACGCAGUGGACUAUGACACCAGACGGAGAUACUGGAGAUGGUAUGCUCGCUGGGGUGGACGUGGGCGCCGCAACAGCUCUGAUGGACGAUGCGUGGUGGACACCGACCAUCUUUGAUCCAGUCACUGGCGCAUGUUUCUUCACCCUCACAGAACGAGCGCGACCAUAUUGCAUCAUCGUCGAUGCGAGUGGCCAACGGUUUAUGAACGAGGCGCAAUCCUAUACAGCUGCGGGACAGGAUCAGUACGCGCGCAACCGGAAUGUCAAGGCAAUCCCGGCCUGGAUGGUGAUGGAUUGCAACCACCGGAAUCGGUACAUGCUUGGGACUUUGUUCGCCCGAGCGGAUACUAAGAAGGCUAUUGCUGCAGGCAGAUUAUUCAGGGCCGAUACUAUCGAGGGCUUGGCCGAUCAGAUCCAGAUUGAUCCGCAAGGACUAGCAGCAACUAUUCAGAAAUACAACGGCAUGUGCAAAACAGGCAUCGAUUCAGACUUCGGAAAGGGCAACAGCGCAUAUGACAACUAUUUCGGCGAUCCCAUGGUAGGUCCGAACCCGAAUAUGGGUCCACUGGAAAAGUCACCAUUUUAUGCCAUACAGGUCUGGCCUGGUGACAUAGGAACCAAGGGCGGGUUGUUGACCGAUGAGUUUCAAAGAGUCUUGGGAAAGGAUGGUACUGUGAUUAAAGGGCUCUAUGCGAUUGGCAAUACAUCUGCGAGUAUCAUGGGACGCACGUAUCCUGGGGCUGGGGCGACACUAGGACCAGCAAUGACGCAUGGGUUUGUUAGUGUUGAUGACAUAGCUAGCAGAACUUGA
Molecule: messenger RNA, 1689 nt
Organism: Ilyonectria robusta
Lineage: Eukaryota; Fungi; Ascomycota; Sordariomycetes; Hypocreales; Nectriaceae
Product: FAD binding domain-containing protein
Exons: 2
Coding region: 1-1689 (562 amino acids)
Source: RefSeq, a predicted model, not a curated record